CCGAAUAGGUGUCAUUGAAAGCUGAUCUCUCGCUGGCUCAAGUUAUUUAAUCUUUCGGUGGAUUUGAAAAAGAGUAGAAAGUCUGUAAAGUUUGCUUGAGAGUAGCAUUUAUUCCGGGUUUUUUUAUGAAUCAAUUGCUUAUUUAGAGCAAGUUUAUUAAUCUACGAAGCUAUGUCUUCGAUAUUUUUCACGGUGUGCCCUUUACCUGGCUCAGUAGACCAACUUCAAGAAGGGUUAAAAGACAUCGUGAAUCGAAGAAAAGAUGGAUCCUGCGUGAGUGUGUUGCCUUAUGCUGUGAAGGAUUUUGUCCUUGGUCCUAACCAUGUGGCAUUGUUAUUUGAAAAUGGCACAGUUUGUCGACAAAGAUUUUCAGCAUCACCAGAGCAGGCAGAUGCUGUCAGUAAAGAACCCACUCCUGUGAGUGAAGAAUCCAGUUCAGCAAGAUCAACCUCUCAUGUUGUUUUACAUGGUAUUGGGGAAAGAAGUCAUGGAGAAACCUCCUGGCUGUUGCCAUCUGGGGAGUCAUUUGCAGCACUAUCAGGACAUCCUGCUUUGAGGUGGAGUUCAAACAAUCCAGUUACAUUGCGUGCAGGGUGUCGUCUCACCGCGCGUGGUCGAGGUCGCGUUGUGCGUGGUCGUGGACGUGGUGGCGCCUCAGGUUGGCUUACAUCACGUAGUGUCAUACCUGCAUCCGCUGUGCCCGAGGAACUUAUUGCACAGGCUCAAGUUGUUCUUCAAGAUAAAUCACGUGCAGCCAUCGUUAGAGAACUGCAAAGAACGAAUUUGGACGUGAACCUUGCAGUGAAUAAUCUUCUCAGUCGAGACGAGGAGGACGGUGAUGAUCAAGAAGAAAGCGAAUCAUACAUUCCUGGCGAAGAUCUUUUCUCAAUUCUUGAGACUGGUCUUCACCCUGAAGAUCCAUCCUUCGUCAUGGACACCGACGCCAUCUUCCCUGAAGAUAUGUUUUACAGCGGUAUUCCACGGCGCAUGGGCAAUAGAGCCGGUCGUUUCUUUGAGCGGGAAUUCGAGAGCGACAGAGACCGGGAUCGGGACAGAGAACGAGAUUUACUGCGUCGUGAACGAUGGUGGAAUGGCCUGGGGCUAGCUGAGAACGCCGCUGGCGCUAGGAAUAACAACGGCUCACAGGAGACGAGCUCUGCAUCAAAUCAGGCCAAGAAAGGCAACAAGGAACCUGUGAAAUUUCUAGGAGAACUAGAAUAUUGGCCAGGCGAGAAACGUUCUACGCCUGUGUUUGUGAAAAUAGCUGCAAUGCACUCAGAGUUGGUUUGUCUCGAUGCUGAUGGUAAUUUAUAUCAGUGGAAAUGGAAUGACUCCGUUCUGACUGCGCAAGAACGUGAUUCAAAGAUGACUCAUCCUAGGAUUAAAUCUCUUGGUUUGUUAAACGAGAAUAUUGUUAAAUUGUCUGCCUGUUCAUCACGGGCCACCGUCGCUACUCUAUCAGGAAAGGUCGCGACGUGGUUGGACGAAAGUCUCUCAGCUGUCGCCUCCAAACUGGAGCAUCCCGCGAAAUUAUUCUCAGAUUUUGAGAAAGAAAAAAUCCAAGAAAUCUACACGUGUCCUCUGUACACCUGUAUCCAAACUGUCCCAGGAAAUCUUUACUGGUGGGGCAUUUUACCGUCUAAUCAACGUCGUAAAUUACUAGAAAAGGCAAAAUCACGGGCAAAAAAAGAUCGUAUCGCAGGAGUCUCGGAAAUCGUCGUUGGCGCCCAGGUUUGCUUAAGAAGCAGUCCGCUCUACAAUGCAGGAGCCUUGGCCUUCAAUGUUAGCGAUGAAACGCCGCGUGUUGGUGAAGUUGUCACUUCGUUGUGGAAUUUUGCUGUCAGCAAACUAAGAUUUCGCAUCGUUUCCUCCGCUGAAUCUGAGAAGAAAGAACCGAACGAUCCUACGAGUGUUCAACAAGAUGACCCAAGCCCCGCUGUUGGAGCGAAGCGUAAGGCGGGAAAUGAAAGCGAGGGGUCGAGCAUGGAAGAGGAGUGGGAUCUAAAGGACGUUGUCUUUGUUGAAGACAAGCCAAAUUCAUGCAUCGGCGUUGUAAUGCAGGUCGAUGGUUUGUAUGCUGCCGUGCUGUUUCCCUCCAAAGAGCAACCUCCAGUGUCCCCAUCUUCUCAUGAUGAUCCCAUGUCGCUAUUCAAGAAGUGCCGUCUCGUACGCAAGGAUGAGCUCCAGGUUCUGAAGUCAAGUACGAACCAUAAAGUCCCCGAUUGUGUCCAGAAGUCCCCCAAAGCUCUUGUCAUCCCAUCUGGGACCACACCAAUUACAAUAGCUGUUGCCAAUGACGGUGUCCAUGCUGUAUUAAAACGAGGCAAUAAAAUCUCGUACGCGUUGUUCAAUCUGGCUAAUGGCAGGCCAGAACCAGGAGGAGUGUUUCCUGCAGAGACAGCUUCGUUUCUUGCCAAGAUCCCCACUGUCCCACUUCAGUUAAAUCGUUCUGUUGUGGGUCCUGUGAUGGUGCUUCAAGACUCAACAGGAGGGUUGAUUCCUCUUGCUAAGGACAGUUUAGGAGGCGUGAAAGAACCUCAAUGGCUGGGACUACCUCCAGUGCGCAUUCUGCGUAUCGCUGUGACGUCCAGUAAAAACAACAAAAAGCUUGCAGUGGUUGCUUUAUCGUUGCCGAAACAAAAAUUGAUUUCAGAAGUGAUUGAUCUCAACGAAUCAGCAGUGAUGGAAAUCGUGGAGUUUCUUGCACAGAAAUGUCCUGAAAAAAUUCCCGAGGUCCUGAAAGAGACUUGUGAUGGCAACAGAAACAUUCUUCAUAUCUGCGUAUCUCACGGAGCACCGUCUGAAACCCGGGAAGGAGCGAGUCGUUCAACCACAACCACAACUCCAGGCGCUUCAGGCUCCAGCGCUGGUAGCAGUCGAAGCAUCAGCAUACGAGAAAUGAUGCAGAAAGCAGUAAUGGCAGCUAGAGCUGCUAGUCUGGAUGUCGAUGAAGACGCUCCUAUACCAACCUUACACUGGCCUCCUGAUCCACCUAGUAACACAACUACAUCAAGUACCGCAAGUACCUCAAGCACAACAACCGCUGCUCCUACCACUGCUGGCACUACCUCCGAAGAAACUGUUUCCACAGUAACAGUUCCAUCCUGCCCACCUGAAGAGGAUAAGCAGACAAAAGCUCUUAGAAUAUUAAAACUCUUUUGCAACAACGAGAAAUUCAAGCCUCAUUUACAGUCAUUACUCGCAGCCAAGAAUGCGGACGGUUUUACUCCGUUCAUGUUGGCGGUGUGCCGUCGUGCCUACCCCUCCGCUCUCUUCCUCUUCGACAUUGCUCAAGAGUUUGCUACUAACCCUGAGACGAAACUUGUGAAUCAGGAUCAUCUCAUGACCAUGAUUUGUCCCGCUGACACCUCCGCCAUGUCGUCGCCGCUGUAUCUGUUAUGUUGUAAUGACACGUGUUCGUUCACGUGGACUGGAACGAAGCACAUCAGGCAAAAUAUAUUUGAAUGCAGAACCUGUGGUCUCACUGGGACUUUGUGUUGCUGUACAGAAUGUGCGAGAGUUUGUCAUCGUGGUCAUGAUUGCAAAAUCAAGAAAAAGCCACCCAUCGCUUACUGCGAUUGUUGGAGAAAAUGCAAGUGUAAAGCGCUGCUUCCUGGGAGUGGAGAGGCAAGAACAGAACUAUUGAAAAAGUUGGUCUCAGAAACAGAUCUCAUAACUAUGCCAAAUGGAAAAGGCGAGCACAUCUUGCUGUUCUUAGUUCAAACAGUAUCGCGUCAGAUCACAGAGCAACGGGCGUAUAUUCCGAAGGGUGUCGACUGUCAUCCGAGCAAAAGACGGGCCCAAGCCGCGGCCGCCGCCGCUGCUUCUGUCGCAAAAGGCGACACGAAUUUCCCUGAUCACGACCUCGAACCGCCAAAGUUUGCUUGUCAUGCACUUGAGUUGAUAAUGAAUGAAUGGAAGGCGAUUAAAAACAUGGUCUUGAGUGGAUCAAAAUCUACUGAAACCAAUGGUCUUCCUGAUCUGAUCCAAAUGGAGAAUCUGGCUCACUCCAUGUUAACUUCUCAAGAACAACAACAAUAUCUGAACAAUCAAGAUGGAACGACUCGUCUGGACAGCUUCACUUAUUGUCUAAUAAGUAAAUGUCCCGCUGAUAUUGUGGACUUGUUUGUCAAGUCAUUGACCUGUGCUCUCGCAGCAACUGAAAAUGGCGAUGAAGCUGUGAUGGUUGCCAAAAGAUUUGUUCGUUCCGUUGCUAGAGUGAUGAUCGUUUUGUCGUCAGAAAAAACACCAUCUGUAGCUAAAAAGAAACUGUUGGCUUUCGAGCAGAUGAGCAAAUGUCGCAAGGUCUUUCAAUCCAUGGUGACGAUUGCGAUCCCAGAACUCCUCAAUAUGGCAAACUCUCUAAUUGCGCCCGUGCGCCUGGGUGUGUGCCGACCAGCGGGUCCAUUCUCGUACUUAACCUCCGACAACACGACGAGCAACGACGAACCUUCAAUCGGGGAAGAGUUAUUUAACAUCGAGCCCUUACGUCGUCGGCCAUCUACGCCGUCUUCCGAGCCCACGCGGGUGCCGCGAAAUCGUCUCGAUUCUGACCUGAUACCAGAUUCGCAAGUAGAGCAGUUGGAGGUUGCCGAUCCACAACUGUCGGGGGAUGUCGGGGAACUGCAUGACAUAGAGGUUGUUGACGGCGCUGAGAUGCAGGCUCUUGUAUCUGACUCUGGGAUAGACUUACUAAACAAUGCCAAUCAACGGGAAGACGUAGAAGGAAUGGAUACGAGUCAAGACAACCCCACUGACCAGCGUAAUUCUUCUGAGCCUGCGCAAACUACUCGUAGAUUUAACCCUGGUAUUGCUCGCGCACGUAGAAUACGGCGGUCCACUGGACAGGAGCCUGAGAAUGGUAACGAGUCAGAUAUGGACUUGGAACUUUUGGCGGAGAGCGAGAGCGACAGUGAUGAGGAAGCAGCCCCUCCCGGCGAAGACCGUGCUAGAUGUUUAACGACGGAGGGUUUCGACCGCCCAAAUGAAGCUUGUGUCGUUUCUCGUCACGUGCUAUAUUCAGAUGAUGAUUCGUCAUCGGGUGAUGAUGAUGUUGUGGAAAGUGAAAUGGAUCAAGUGGAAGAUGACGAGGAAGUCGGUGAAGAAGGAGGUGGAAGAGAUGAGAAUGAAAAUAAUGCCGGAACAAGAGUACCGAAUGUCCAGAGAGUUGGUCGUGAAGGCAAUACCACACCACAUGCUAUGCACUGGGCUCUCUCUAACUCAAUCAUGCCUGGAGUGACAGUCAGCUCUACAUCCGGGCUUUCUGCCGCAGUGCUUUAUGGUGAGCUUGCUCAAGGUAUCGCUGGCAGUGUGAGCGCUGCUGCGGCAACUUCCAGUGUCACGUCAGCGGCAUCUGCGUCUGAUUCAUCCAGUGCUAUAGCGCGGUCUCAUUACAGUGCAUUGAAUUCUGCCAGUGCCUUGGCGAGGUUGUUUGCAAUACUAGUUCGUGAGAUCACAGAUCUCGUAAUAGGAGCAUACAGGAGUCUGAAGUUGUCAGAACUUCACUCUCUCUGCAUUUUGGUCGACAGAGAGUUCCAGGGUACUUGGGAAUGGUUGUGGACAAUAAUGGAGUGCACAGAAAGUCAACUACGGUUCGGGACAUCCCUAUCUGCUGCCUCGGAUCUCUCACAUUCGGGACAUCCGUUGAACGAGGGUCAGGGUAAAAAGGAUAAACGUAGUACUGAACAAGGGAUCUCUGUGGAUAAGAAAGCAAGACGACAUGGUAUCCACACCAGUGAUGUUGCCAGACAAGACUUCCUCAACUACGUUCUCUCGCUGAUCAGAGGCAGUAAAAAUGAGCACGCGGACUCUCUUCCCAAGGUCGAUGUUGCUUCGUUACGUCAUGUUGCAUUUGUUUUAGAUGCCUUGAUUUACUACUUACGUAAUAAUCCUGCUGGCAGCAUGAAUUUGAGUAAACGAGUACGCUUUGACGUUUUCGAUGACAUCGCUACAGAUGACGAAGGUGCUGCUGACAUUGAGGACGAAGAUGAGGAUACUGACGUCAUCGAUGACGACGCAGUGUCACGUGAUCUGCGACGAUUCUUCCGUCGAAGUGAUUCGACAACUGUCCUUGGCUGUGAGCCCCCAGAACCUCUUCACACCCCUCUCUGUGAAUCGUUACCUCUGGCAGAAAAACCUCAUUUGCUCAACAGAAAUGCUCGUCGUGAGCAACUGUUUGGAGCUGUGCAGGAACCGUCGUUUGCCGAGGGACAACACGGCAGCCAUUCCAAGACACUGGGACUCCAGUUUAACAAAGAUGCAUCAACAAGCUUGUCAGCUCAAGCGGAGGCAAAAGCGAGCGAAAACUGGUCAUCAGAUUUCGGAAUCAUCGGCAUGCUGCCUGCAAAUUUCCUGCUAGGUCGCUGGAGAUUGUGUCUGGAGUUGUUUGGCCGUUUUUUCCUGGAGGAUGUUGGCGCCGAACCAUCGUCUGUCCUGAACGAACUUGGAAGAUUUGAUGUGAAAGAAAUCUCUUUUAGACGUGAAAUGGAUCGUCUAAAAAAUACCAGCCAGAGAGAUCUUGCACUAGAGCUGGAACGUGGUCACGAUCAGUUGAUACGACAAACCAUUCGUCAGCUCAAUACUUACUUCGGUCGACGCCCAGCAACAUGUAAACCUUCCGUCAUACAUCGUGUUAAAGUCACCUUCAAGAAUGAGCCUGGUGAAGGAAGUGGCGUUACAAGAAGCUUCUUUACCGCUAUUGGUAAUGCUUUUAUGGCCGCAGAUAAACUGCCGAAUUUGGAAAAUUUAGCAGCUCCUUCUGCCAGUUCAUCAAUUAUGCAGAAGCUUCGUGCUCAAGAACGUGAACGUGAGCGAAGGAGAACGUUUCGUGCUCGUAAAGAUCGUGCGCGUGACCAUCAAGAGAGUCAUCAACAACUCAAUCCGGAAGCCAGACCUUUCUUCCUUAAUCGCAGUGAUAGCGCCGACAGUGAUGAUGCAGAGGGAGACGCCCUACCCUCACAUCGACAGUCAAUCGGCGAGAGACUCUUCCCUCGAGUACAGUCCAUGCAUGCGCCGUUUGCAAGCAAGAUCACAGGAAUGUUGCUAGAGCUGUCACCUUCACAACUUCUGUUGUUGUUGGCGAGCGAGGAAACCCUGAGGACGAGAGUUGACGAAGCUGUUGAACUGUUGCUGAAGAGAAAUAGAGAAACGAGCAAAGAUGAGGUUGAUGUAACCGCUCCUUCAAGUUCAACGACACCUGCAGCCAACUCCGCACCAGACGCCCCACCGGCCGUAGAAGACAACGCGGCUUUAUUCUAUCAACCUGGUCACUCUGGUUUCUACUCCCCCCGGCCAGGGAACAACUCACCCGAGCGAUUAAAUGCUUUCAGAAAUGUCGGAAGGGUGAUCGGUCUAUGUCUGGUACAAAAUGAAAUUUGUCCAAUCACGUUAAGUCGUCAUGUGAUCAAAUUCUUGCUGGCGCGUGAGAUUGGCUGGCAUGAUUUUGCCUUCUUUGAUCCGACGAUGUACGAGACGCUUCGGAAGUUAAUCGUGGACGCCGAGCUUCCGAACGCAACCGAGAUGUUCUCGACGUUAGAUCUGACAUUCAGUGUUGAGUUGAGCCCUGACGAGGGAGGAAAGCGAGUUGACCUGAUCGCAGGUGGCCAGGAGUUGCCUGUCAAUCCAACGAACGUACGUGCUUAUGCCAGAAAAUAUGCCAUGCAGAGGAUGGAACUCUGUGCUAAGAAAGCCUUGAAGGCAAUGCGUGCUGGUUUGUUGGACACAAUUCCUGCCAGUUCAUUGGAUGGAUUGACGGCUGAAGAUUUUCGUUUGUUGCUUAACGGUACUGGCGAGGUGAAUAUUCAUCAGCUCAUGGAUUAUACUUCAUUUAACGACGAAUCUGGAGGUGCGGGAUCAGAAAAGCUUCUCAAAUUCAAAAAAUGGUUUUGGUCAAUACUAGAAAAGAUGCCAAUGACCCAAAGACAGGAUUUGAUGUACUUCUGGACAUCCAGUCCGUCGUUACCGGCCAGUGAGGAAGGAUUUCAACCUAAGCCAUCGGUUACCGUCAAGCCUGCCAACGACCAGCAACUACCAACAGCCAACACUUGUAUAUCUCGUCUGUAUAUUCCUCUCUAUUCCUCAAAACUUAUCCUGAAGAACAAGCUUCUUAUGGCAAUAAAAACGAAGACAUUUGGAUUUGUAUGAAAAGUUUACUCAGAAGACGAGAUUUUCAACGCUGUUGAGUUGUGGAUUUCUCACAGCUACGAGCAACGACAGGCGUGUGCCUCUGAAGUUUUG
Dendronephthya gigantea is the source of this 8235-nucleotide messenger RNA. Its product is annotated as E3 ubiquitin-protein ligase UBR5-like. The record is from RefSeq and is a predicted model, not a curated record. Lineage: Eukaryota; Metazoa; Cnidaria; Anthozoa; Malacalcyonacea; Nephtheidae. Gene Ontology annotation, biological process: regulation of double-strand break repair; DNA damage response; protein polyubiquitination. Gene Ontology annotation, molecular function: zinc ion binding; RNA binding; ubiquitin binding. The transcript is spliced from 44 exons. Gene Ontology annotation, cellular component: nucleus. The coding region runs from base 172 to 8142 and encodes 2656 amino acids.